This is a messenger RNA of Closterium sp. Naga37s-1, 6939 nucleotides long. The record is from the annotation of a GenBank genome assembly. NCBI's taxonomy places the organism in Eukaryota, Viridiplantae, Streptophyta, Zygnematophyceae, Desmidiales, Closteriaceae.
AUGCCGCCAACUCCGAAGCGCGCGUCCAGGCACGGUCGUUCGCUGUCAUCCAUGGCGUUCCUCUCGCUCUCCCCCUUCUCCUUCUCCUCCCAAGCCUCCACGUCUGUCGUCGGCUCCCCUCUAGGGACUCAGCACAUGUCAGACGUAGGCUCCAGUGCCGCCAGCCCGCGCCUUUUAUCCGCUGACGUGGCAGCUGCAGGCUCUCUCGCCGGUCUUGCGGCUGCCACGUCAGCGUCGUCGGCGUCCCCCAGCCCGCGCUUGCUGGCGCCGCCGGACGGCCUACAGCCGUCCUCGUUAUUCGCUAAGGGCAGGCGCGGUAAAGGCAGCCAUUGUCGCAGCCGCAGCUUAUCCGAGCCUUUCUGGUUCCUCGGCCAAACCUCAGGCUUGGACCUGAAGAGCCCGGGCCGGUUCAGGUUCGGGCCCAGGGCUCUUUCGGUGAGCGGAGGAGGCGGUGAGAGGGAAGGGGAGGGAGGAGAGGGAGUAGGCCUUAGUGACAGUGGGGGAUUGUCGUCAGGGGACGAUGCCCUGAGGGGAAUGAGUAGACGAACCGGACGAAACCCAGAAGGAAGCGGCGCUGCUGGUACUACUGGGAGUUGGAGGAGAAGCCGCAGCAGAGGACGCGCAUUGAGCCCUAUCCGAUCCGAAAGUUUCGACCGCUCAAAUGGUGACACGUGUCACCCCGCAGUUUCCGACCGCGUAUCCUUCUCCGCCAACGCCCUUCCGCCGCUCGCCAUUCCCGCGUCCACCAGCCUCGACGACACUCCCCAAGCCAGCCCCUUGCCCGGGGGCGGCGGUGGCGGAAGGUCCUCCCGCCUCCAGUCUUGGGCGGCUGCGGACUCAUUCCCUUCCCCCUCCUCCGGACGCCUCUCCGCGCAUUCCGCCCACGCCCUCCCCUCGCCGUCCGCCCACGGCCUCCCCUCGCCCUCCGCCCACCCUCUCUCCUCACCCUCCGCCCACCCCCUCCCCUCGCCUUCCGCCUACCCACCCCCCUCGCCCGCCGCCCAUCCGCUCCCCUCGCCGUUCGCGCACUCGCGCCCGCCCCGCCCCGCCUCCCCGCUCCAGUCUUCCCCCCACCCUCGCUCCGCGGACUCUAUUCGCCUGCUUGACUUUGGUGGAACGAGGGGGGGCGAGGCGUCCCGAGAGGGCAGCUUCAAGGAGUUUCUCAAGGGGCGGUUCAGCCCUCCCCGGGUCGAGCUGUUGCCGGAUACUUGUCUGCUGGAUCCGGGUGUGUACGAACCGGGACUGCUGGACGGGCGUGGGGGAGAGGGAGGUGGGGAGGACGAGGCUUCGUUGCUGCCGCUGUCGCCCACGGGUAUGCCCGUUGCUGCUCUCUCGCAACAGCAUCAUUACCAGCAGCAUUAUGAGCAGCAGCAGCAGCAGCAGCAGCAGCAGCAGCAGCAGCAGCAGCAGCAGCAGCAGCAGCAGCAGCAGCAGCAGCAGCAGCAGCAGCAGCAGCAGCAGCAGCAGCAGCAGCAGCAGCAGCAGCAGCAGCAGCGGCAGCAGCGGCAGAAGCAGCAGGAGCAGCAGUCUCGCCAGUCGCUAGAGAAUCACUCUCGUGUGGGAUGUGGGAGGGCUGGGAGCAGUGGUGAUACUGGGCCUGGCAUCACAGCGUUCUCCCUGCCCUCAACUCCCACAUCCCGGGAAACAGCCUCCCUCACAGGAGUGGGCGGGCGGGAAGCAGCAGCAGCAGGAGGAGGGGGAGCAGGGGGAGCGGUUAAGGAGCAAGCGUUUCUCUCGUCCUCCCUGUCGUCGCUGCAGUCUCGAAAGCCCUGGGGCAUCAUACCCCACACCUCCUCUGCUGCUGAUGCAGCCGGUGCAGAGGAAGAGGAGUCCAUCCCUCACCUGCCCCAUCUCUUGCACCACCUGCUCCAACACUCCACCACAGGCACCAGCAGCAGCCCCACGGCUGCACGCAGAGAGGGCCCAGAUGAAGAGCCUGGGGAAUCUGCUAACAAUGGCUUGGCUGUAGCUGAACCGGGUGCUACAGCAGCUGCAGCUGCUCGCCUGUCGCUCCUGCUGACCCCGCCACCAGGAGAGUCGGAUAUUUCGGUUGACAGCCCUGCUGCCGGCCUUAGGGUGUUUGCAGGAGCGUCUUCAGGUGCUGCUGCUGCCUCAGGUGCUGCUUCAGAUGUCGCUUCAGGUGCUGCCACUUCAGAUCCCGCUUCUGCUGGUUCAGGUGUUUCUGUGGCAAAUGCUCCUGUUUCAGGUAUCGAGUCAGGUGAAACCACAACUUUAGAGGCAAGCAGCAAAGGGAAAGCAGCAGCCGAAUCAGCACCAAAAGUCACGUCAACAGCAGUAACAAGCAACACAUUAAACGGGACAGGGACAGAAGCAGGGGUAUCAGCAGCAGCAGCAGCAGCAGCAGCAGCGCCAGCAGCAACAGCAGCAGCUCUCCCCAGUUCUCUUCACCUAUCCUCUCUUCGCCGCCCGGCCUCAGCCCAGAGCCCGCUAUCUUCCAACUCCCGCCACCGUCGGGCGGCGUCAGAAGCCCGCGAUUUCCUCAACGAGCUGGGAGCGCGCCGCCCGGCCUUCAUGAACGGUGUCGCAAAGUGCGGCCAGCAGGCGGCGCAGCACGGCAGGAGUGCGUCUGUAGCGGUGCAUUCAGGGGCGGGAGGCAGGGGUGGCGUGGGUUUAGGGGAUGGGGUUUGGGGCGGCAAGGUUGCUGAUGGUGAUAUGAUUGGUGCUGGUGAUGGUGGUGAUGGUGAUAUGGAUAGGAUUGGUGUUGAUUGUGGGAAUGCUGGUUUGGAGAAGUUUCCAAGAAACAGCAGCAGUGGGGAUGGUGGCAGGGGUGAAAAGGGCCAGAGGAGUCGGCUUGGGCGGCAUCGGUCGUCUGCUUCCUUGGAGAUGCCGCACCGACCAUUCACUGCUGAGAGCUGGCAGCAUGUGGGGGAGGUGGAUCAGGGGCACAUAGGCUGGGGGGAGGUAGAACUGGAUCAGGUGGAACUAGAGCAGGUUCAACUGCCGUGGGGUGACUCAGUAUCACACCAGGAGCAGCAGCAGCAGCAGCAGCCGUGGCAGCAGCAGCGCAAGUAUCAGCAACCACAGGAGCAGGUGUGGGAAGAGCAGGAGGAGGGGGAGAGCGAGAGUGUGGGCUGGAGCACGAGAGGAGUGGGUGUGGGAGAGUGUGAUGCAGAUGAUACCGGAGUGCAGGGGCGGGCAGAUGUGUGGGUGGCUGAGGAGGAGGAGGAAGAGGAAGAGGAGGAUGAGGAAGAGGGAGAGGAGAGAGAGGAGGAGGGAGAGGAGGAGGAGGGAGCGGAGGGGCAAGAAGAGAGGUUUGUUCUCAUGAACGUAGACGAUUCAAGCAAUCAGGAUGCUUCUGGGGGAGGUGUUUUCAGUGUUGCCAGGCCCCCAGGUGCUUUCACUGGUCAGAGCCUGUUGAGCAAAGGCAGAGGCCGAGGCCCUGCGCGCCCCUCCCCUGCCCGCCCUUCCCCUGCCCGCCCUUCCCCUGCCCGCCCUUCCUCUGCCUCCUCCUCCUCCGCGUCCUCUGCUGCAAGAGCGCAUGAUUCAUGGAAUGCGGCCCCGCUCCCUCACUCCGCCGUCCCUGCUUCCACCCAUUCCGCCUCUGCUUACCAUGCAUCUGCUCUGCACUAUCGGAGGAAACACGCGCUCUCCCCCCGCUCCGCCUCCCGAGCGCCUGCACCCCAUCACCGAAACCCCCCCAACCCCUUCGCCUCCCGCCCCUCUGCCUCUGCCGCUGUCUCUGCUGCUGCCUCAACCCAUGACAGUUGGAACAGCUCUGCUCUGCCCCCCGCAUUUGCUAUGAGCCAGCCUUUCAACCCCCCCAAACCCUUCGCCUCCCGCCCUUCUGUCUCUGUCUCUGCUUCAACCCAUGACAGCUGGAACAGCUCUGCUCUGCCGUCCGCCUUUGCCAUGAGCCAACCCUUCCCCCCGUCAGCCCUCCGCUCCCCCCACUCCCUCCCCCACCACACCAACCACCUCCCCCUCAGGUCCCCCCGCUUCCCCAUCCCCUCCCCUCGCCGCCCCUCCCCUCCCUCCCGCCCACCUGCUGCUGCGUCCUCUCUCCUCCCCGUUUCCCCUCACAGCCGUUUCUCUACCUCCACCCCUCCAAACCCUCCUUCCCCUCAUACCCCUCCAUCCCCCACUGCAUAUAACCAAGAAGACCCCUUCCCUCCUUCACUCUCAUCCCGCCCUGCCCCAACUCGUCCCAGCACUGCCCCUCACUCCUCCCCUCCCACUGGCACACGCGACCGGCCUGCCCGCCUCCCAGGUCCCCACCUGAGAAUCCACCUGACAGAACCUGAUUCCGAUCAAGCUCCCGACUCACUCUCUCGCCUGACCCCUGGCCCUGCUUCUGCUUCUGGUGCGGGCAGGAGCAGCAGUGGGCGCUGGAGCCACCUUCAGAGCCCACGUUUGCUUCCCAACGUGCUAAGCCCGCAUGUAGCAGCAAGCAGCCCACGCAUAGCAGCAUGCAGCAGCCCGCACAUUGCAGCAAACAGCCCGCGCUUCGAUCGCCUGCACGCUCUCCCACAUGCUAAGAAGUCCCCUCUCCCUAGAGACCUCGUCCCGGAUCCCUGGGACUCCCCGGAUCGCCCUUCUUCCGUCGAUAAUCUGGGUGUAAUCGGUAAUUACCCUCAGCAAAAUCCAGGGGUACUUCCCUGGGAAGGGGACGGUGGGUAUUCGGCUGCUGGUCCAGCUUCUGACGAGCAGCACUCACAGUGGGAGUUUGGGAGACAAGACGAACGCCCCCAAACCGCCCCGGAUCGGAGCCUGCUUCGCCGAGGCAGCCGCAGCAGGUUCGGGGAGAGGCUCGGGGAGAGUGGGAGGUUCGGAGGGGAGAGGCUGAGGGACUUGGAGGAGCAGGAGGAGUGGGGGGAGGAGUGUGUGGAGGAGCAUGGGGAGAGGCUUGGGGAGAGGUUCGGGGAGAGGAUGGCGGAGAGGUUCGGGGGAAGGCUCGGAGGACAUGACAAGAACCAUAGGAGGGGAUACAAUGGCAGAUGGGCGAGCACGGGGUCUUUCCAGGAAAGGGGGCAUGUGGGGCUGCAGGGAGGGGAGGCGGGGGGAGUGGGAGGAUAUGGUGGAGGAGAGGGUAGGAGGCGCGGUGGGAUGAGUGGUGGUGGUGGUGGUGGUGGUGGUGGUGGUGGUGGUGGUGGUGGUGGUGGUGGUGGUGGUGGUGGUGGUGGUGGUGGUGGUGGUGGUGGUGGUGGUGGUGGUGGUGGUGGUGGUGGUGGUGGUGGUGGUGGUGGUGGUGGUGGUGGUGGUGGUGGUGGUGGUGGUGGUGGUGGUGGUGGUGGUGGUGGUGGUGGUGGUGGUGGUGGUGGUGGUGGUGGUGGUGGUGGUGGUGGUGGUGGUAAUGGUUAUGGUGGUAGCAACGCGGGGGAUUCUGAUGGGGAGGAGUGGUCGGAUGAGGAUGAUGCCAGAGCAGCAGGGGGUGGGACAGAGAGAGGAGGGGCUGGAAGAGGGGGUGGGGGAGGGGGAUUUCAAGCAGAGGGCGGGGUGAGAGGCACGGGGCUGGCAGGGAGGUACUCGGCAGCGGGCACGUCGCUCCUGAGGCGGCACAGUACCUCCAACCGACGCCGCCCGGCCAUGCGAUCGCUGGACGAGCACGAGGAGGAGGGCGGGACGGGGGUCAGGGACUUGUGUCUAGCGUGGGGUUGGGGUUGGGGCGGCCGAUGGUUUCCAGAUGGACAGGGGCAGGAGGGGGUGGGGGGAGAGAGCGCGGGAGCAGAGGCGGGAGGGAUGGGGAGUAGGAGGAUAUGCCAGGCGUGUCUAUGUCGUGUGGGAGCGGGGCGGUUUGGACGGGAAGCGGGUUUAAUGGUGCACGGGGUGCUGCUUUUGAUGCUGCCCAUGUGUGGGCACCUGGUGGGGCACCUGAGGCAGGCGCUGCGGGCGGCAACGGGCCGCAAGCCGCGAGCAACCUCCGUGCGCCCCGGGCACGUGUUCGCGUCUGCUGACGUGGCGCAGCUGCGCGGGGCGCGCGAGGCGAUUAAGGACAUCAUCACGAGCAAGUCGUGCAACCCUAUCCUCAUCCGCCUGGGCUGGCACGAUGCAGGCACGUUUGACAAGUCCGUGGGCGAGUGGCCGAAGCAAGGCGGUGCGAACGGCAGCAUUCGCUUCCGCCCCGAGAUCGACCACGGGGCCAACAAGGGGCUGGCGGGGGCUAUCGCUUUGCUACAGCCGGUCAAGGACGCCUUCCCUGCUGUUAGCUGGGCCGACCUGUUCCAACUCGCCAGCGCUACAGCCGUUGAGUUUGCAGGAGGGCCCAAGAUCCCCAUGAGGUACGGCCGAGUGGACACCACCAGCCCUGAGGACUGCACACCUGAGGGCAACCUGCCAGAUGCGGGUCCCCCCUCCCCCGCUGAUCACCUGCGCAAGGUGUUUUACCGCAUGGGGCUCAACGACCAGGAGAUAGUGGCGCUGUCAGGAGCACACACGUUGGGGAGAGCCCAUGCCGAUCGCAGCGGCUGGGGCAAGGAGUCCACCAAGUACACGAAGGACGGACCGGGUCGGCCAGGGGGCUCCUCGUGGACCGUGCAGUGGCUCAAGUUCGACAACUCGUAUUUCAAGGACGUGAAGGCAAAGCAGGACGAGGAAUUGCUGGUGCUACCAACGGAUGCCGCUCUCUUUGAGGACCCGGGCUUUAAGGUCUAUGCAGAGAAGUAUGCAGCAGACCAGGCAGCAUUCUUUAAUGACUAUGCCGCGGCGCACAAGGCACUCAGCGAGUUGGGAGCCAAGUUCGACCCGCCACAGGGCGUUACUCUAGAGGCAGAGGGCCCUCGCCCGGUGAAGUUCGUGGCAUCUGAAUACUCGUCCGGGAAUACCCAGACCGAGAUGUCGAGUGCCAUGAAGAAGAAGCUACGAGACGAAUACAUCGGCUUGGGCGGCAGUCCCGACCGCCCGUUGCAGACCAACUACUUCCUGUAUAUCAUGAUUGGAGUGGCGGUGCUUGCCAUCCUUACCAAGCUCACGGGAGCUAUUUGA